Camponotus floridanus (Florida carpenter ant) is the source of this 928-nucleotide messenger RNA. It is a transcript of the gene MED31, whose product is annotated as mediator of RNA polymerase II transcription subunit 31. Gene Ontology annotation, biological process: regulation of transcription by RNA polymerase II. The transcript is spliced from 3 exons. Gene Ontology annotation, cellular component: core mediator complex; mediator complex. Gene Ontology annotation, molecular function: transcription coregulator activity. The record is from RefSeq and is a predicted model, not a curated record. The coding region runs from base 243 to 734 and encodes 163 amino acids. NCBI's taxonomy places the organism in Eukaryota, Metazoa, Arthropoda, Insecta, Hymenoptera, Formicidae.
UGACCAAUCGGGACCAAAAAAAAUCUUCUGUCCUCCUUUGUUACUUUAUUUCUCAAUAAGGAGAAGACGGAAAAGUCCAAAAAGAGCUGAAGAAGAGAAGCGAGGGACUGAAGAGGAGUUGUAAUCUUAUGCUUUCGGAGUACGAGUUGCGCGUCGUAUGUCUUUUCAUAUAUACAUCUUAUUGUCGAAAUAACACAGGCACGCCCAAUAUUUAAUAAACAAUUAAUACAAGUUGAUGUACUAUGAAUCGAUUGGAUGAUCCGCCGGGGCUCAUGAAAGGCAGAAAACCAUCUUUCAUUGGAAUGAACGGUGGGAUGAUUGCUUGUAAUCGGGCCCCGGAGACAGAUGAUCAACAACGAUUACGGUUUCAAGUUGAAUUAGAGUUUGUGCAAUGUCUCGCUAAUCCCAACUAUUUAAACUUUUUAGCGCAACGUGGCUACUUUAAAGACUUGACAUUUAUCAAUUACCUCAAGUAUCUAUUAUAUUGGAAAGAGCCAGAGUACGCAAAGUAUUUGAAAUACCCUAUGUGUUUGUAUUUUUUGGAUUUAUUGCAAUACGAGCACUUUAGACGGGAAGUUGUGAAUUCUCAGUGCACAAAAUUUAUCGACGAUCAACAGAUUUUAUUGUGGCAACAUUACACGCGACGUCGAACGAGACUGUUGCAAACGGCUGCUGAACAAACGCAACAUAUCAAUCCUCAGAAUAAUGGUAUUGCGCAACCCAAAGUUCCCUGAAAUUUCAGUUUUGAUCAUGUUUGUUUCACAUAUUCGGAAAACUGAACAUAGAUUUUUACAUUUCGCACGAUCCUUCCGAUAUGAUUUCAUAUUUGUCUAGAAGAAGUGAGAAAUUAUGCUGUUUGACUGUGAUAAUUUAUGGAUUUUCUCACAUUUUUAUAUAUUAAUCAAAUAAUAUCUCUUUUACAUACAAA